AAUUCCAACAUGGCAGAGGCUGUGGUCAGUCUUCCCCUCACUAACUUGGAAUGGUUUCAAAUCGCGAGCAGCCGCGCUUAACCUGAGCGAACCAUUCAUCUGCGCACUCACCGGAUCGAUGGCACUAUAAAACCCUGACGCUGCCCGGGCACCUACACAGGCUUGAAGACAUGAUCACUAGCACCAGUAUUUAUGGUCUAAAGAUGCAGUGGACCCCAGAGCACACACAAUGGGCAGAACAACACUUUGACAUCUCAUCCACUACCCGCUCGCCAGCACACAAAGUGGAGGCCUACCGGGGGCACUUACAGCGAACAUACCAGUAUGCAUGGGCAAACGAUGACAUCUCUGCGCUGACUGCCUCCAAUCUGCUUAAGAAAUAUGCAGAAAAGUACUCUGGGAUCCUAGAGGGCCCAAAUGAGAGAGCCCUGCUGUGUUCCUACUCUGAUAGCACCACUGGACUCAUGAAUGGACGAAAGUCAGAGAAUGAGUCCUGGCAGGAGGGGAUUUACCCAAUGAACUGUGUUCCAGAUGUUAUAUCUGUGAGCAAAGCUGGAAUGACAGCUGCCCUACCCCCUACAGAUGUGUCGGCUAGCAUAGGCAGCUCCCCAGAGGUUGCCAGCAGCUUGUCUGAGCCUAGCUAUUCCAGCAGUAACUGUGGAAGCCACACAGCCACUACGCUCCACUCGGGCCUCCCCUCUCAGGAAUAUACUGCCAGCUACAAUGGCUCCUACCUGCAUUCUAGCUACAGCAGCCAGAGUACCCCAGCCCUCCCCUCCCCACACCCCUCUCCUUUGCACAGUGCUGGGCUUUUACAACCACCACCCCCACCUCCUCCCCCUACCUUAGUGCCGAGCUACAAUGCCGGGUCUCCAAACCUUCCCAACUACAAUUAUCCUCCAACAGGGUAUCCUUCUCAGAAUGCUGUUGGCCCUGGUUAUAGCCCUGGGGGAGCACCCCCUCCUUCUGCUUAUCUGCCGUCCGGUAUUGCAGCUCCUACACCAAUCCCUCCUUCCACACUGCCCGGCUACACCUACCAGUCCCAUAACCAUACACCAAUUGCACCAACACCUUUGAAUGGCAGCACAUCCAACUCAUUAAAACGAAAAGCUUUCUACAUGAGUGGACAUGGAGAUAUGGACUCUAGCUAUGGUAAUUUCACCUACAACCAACAGCGCUCUUCUCAGAGCCCAAUGUACAGAAUAACGGACAGUGUCUCAGACUCAAACAGGGGCAAUGGCUUUGACAGAAAUGCUGAGGCGUCGUCUUUAUCGUUUAAGCCAACUAAACAGCCAAUGUCUUCUGAUCAACACAGAAAAUUUAUAAUACACUCUGGCAGAGCACUGACUCCUCCAUCCUAUGGAUCGACCAAAAGCUCUGUGGGUGAUCUCAGAACUGGUGAGCCCUACAGCAAGUUUGGAUCUUCAAUCAUGAGCGAGCGAACUGAAGAGCACAGACAGCACCUCUCUCACUCCCUUACAGGGCCUGACAUUGGUACAGCUACCUCGUCCAUCCAUGCUGCGGAGGAACAACUGAAGAACAGUGACUCCAACCUGGUGGAGAUGGUGACCACAGAAAUCCUUCAGCAGGGCCCUCCAGUGGACUGGAGCGACAUCGCGGGUCUGGAUAUGGCCAAAGCAGCCAUCAAAGAGGAGAUACUAUGGCCCAUUUUAAGGCCAGAUAUGUUUAGUGGACUUGCCACAUUACCUCGGAGCCUCCUUUUAUUUGGACCUCAGGGAACUGGUAGAACGCUGCUGGCCCAGAGCAUGGCCAGCCAACUGGGGGCUGCCUUCUUGCGACUCAGCAGCUCAGCUCUGGUGACCAAGUGGCUAGGGGAAGGGGACAAGAUCAUCCAAGCUUCUUUCUUGGUGGCCCGGUGUCGCCAGCCAGCAGUGGUGUUCAUCAGAGAGGUUGAUCUGCUGCUGUCAGCCCAGCUCAGUGAGGAGAGUCCAGUGAAUCGCCUCAAGGCUGAGCUCCUCAUGCAGCUUGACAGUAUUCUGACCUCUGCUGAGGACCAUGUCCUCGUGGUCUGCUCCACCAAUAAGCCUGAAGAGAUCCCGGAGUCCCUACGGAGGUACUUUGCCAAGCGACUGCUCAUCCCGUUGCCUGAUGGGACAGCACGACACCAGAUAAUCAGCCAACUGCUCUCACAGCACAACUACUGUCUUAGUGACAAAGAAAUGUCACUACUGGUUCAGAGGACAGAGGGCUUUUCUGGACUGGACGUGGCUCAGCUGUGUCAAGAGGCUGUGGUAGGUCCUCUCCAUGGCAUUCCUGGAGCUGACCUGUCAACCCUCCACCCCACUCAGAUGAGACCGGUCUCCUACGAAGACUUUGACAAUGUGUUUUGCAAAUCCCCA
Perca fluviatilis (European perch) is the source of this 2360-nucleotide messenger RNA. RefSeq names its product fidgetin (gene fign). The record is from RefSeq and is a predicted model, not a curated record. The annotation marks the transcript as partial. Gene Ontology annotation, molecular function: ATP hydrolysis activity; ATP binding; microtubule severing ATPase activity. NCBI's taxonomy places the organism in Eukaryota, Metazoa, Chordata, Actinopteri, Perciformes, Percidae. The transcript has 3 exons.